This is a messenger RNA of Trichosporon asahii var. asahii CBS 2479, 918 nucleotides long. RefSeq lists its product as uncharacterized. The coding region runs from base 1 to 918 and encodes 305 amino acids. NCBI's taxonomy places the organism in Eukaryota, Fungi, Basidiomycota, Tremellomycetes, Trichosporonales, Trichosporonaceae. The transcript has 4 exons. The record is from RefSeq and is a predicted model, not a curated record.
AUGGGCGCCCUGAAGCUGAACAUCGGCACGCCGCUGUCGCCUAAGUCCAAGGCGCAGCAGAAGGUCAUGACCGCCAUCCGACGCAAGAGACGGCGAGAAGAUCCUCCAACGCCAGAAGAAUCUCCGUCACCGCGGAGCAAGCGACAUCCUGCCAUAUUCGCGCUAGGCAGAGAAAGGGACUUCUCGCUGAUCAAGGACGACGACAACCAGGCCCAACGCCAUGAUCCGAGCGAGAUUGUCCCUCAACCCUCCUCCAACGGCGUCGAGGUAGGCUCAAUCGGGCCGCCCCAGAUCACCGCUGGCGGCUCCGCAGCCGUAUCCAUCGCCGUCGCCUUCCCCAAGAGCGGCCGUGCCCCCGACGGAGGCCCUCUGGUGGGCGUUCCUCAGCCGGCCAGAGCCCGGACGAGAACGGAUUCGGAGGCAUCUCUGGGCUCACCGGCCGCGGACCUCUCGGCUGCGGCCGCACAGAGUGCUUCGAGUGGUCCCGGCCAUCACGAAGAAUCUCAUCCGUCCUGGGAUCCAGACAGUCUCGAUCCGUCAUCUUCUGCCCGAGAUGAUCGUGAUCGUGGGGGAGCGAUGGUCCAUAUGGUCUCGCACGACAGUGUUCUCCGAGUCGUUGCACGACGUCGGGGACUGGGCAACCUCGACAGGGUCCUCCUACCAUUCCCGCGGGAGAUGCUCGAGCCGUUCAGGAUUCCUUGUCACAAGAAUCUGCUCGCUCGACUGCGCGUUCUCUCCGUCCCAUUCACCGACUUCCACCCCGAAACGGCCUUCAUCAUGGUGGUGGUUGAGCAGGGGUCCUUUACCUUUGGCAGAGGACCUCUGGAAGGAGGAGCGCAGGUGCACUACAAUUCGUUUGUCGUGCUCCUUCAGGUGCUGAAGGAAUACCAGGAUGCCGUUUCGCUUUCCGAGGGGUAG